GUUACAACUGGCACUCAGCCUCAGAGCACCGACAGGACACUGGCACACAGACACUAUGGCAAAUGAAGUACAAGUUCUGUCGUCCCCGCUGAAAGGGCGGCAUGCUCCAGCAGUGAAAGCUGGAGGGAUGCGAAUUUCCAAAAAACAAGAGAUGGGCGUUUUGGAAAGGCACACAAAAAAAACAGGAUUGGAGAAAACAAGUGCCAUCACCAAUGUGGCCAAGAUACAGAUGCUGGAUACUCUGACGGACACACUGGACAAGCUCCACCAUAAAUUCCCAGCAACAGUUCACACGGCUCAUCAAAAGCCGACACCUGCUCUGGAGAAGGCUGCGCCACUGAAGAGGGCCUACAUUAUCCAGCAGCCUCGGAAAUGUUAGGCCAGGAUAGAAAACACAGCCGUCGGGUCAACGUCCCCACGACCUGACAGCUCAGCAAAAAUGGCCAACACUUCCUGCAGGCCUGCUGCCUUUCCUUGGUAAAUAAAAACAACUUUUGUAUCUUCCCUUUUCACUUUAGAUAAUAAAGUUUCGAAAAUUA
Messenger RNA from Rattus rattus (black rat), 539 nucleotides. It is a transcript of the gene Dapl1, whose product is annotated as death associated protein like 1. Gene Ontology annotation, molecular function: death domain binding. The coding region runs from base 56 to 379 and encodes 107 amino acids. Gene Ontology annotation, biological process: negative regulation of autophagy; apoptotic signaling pathway; cellular response to amino acid starvation. The record is from RefSeq and is a predicted model, not a curated record. Lineage: Eukaryota; Metazoa; Chordata; Mammalia; Rodentia; Muridae. The transcript is spliced from 4 exons.